Achroia grisella is the source of this 1024-nucleotide messenger RNA. It is a transcript of the gene kraken, whose product is annotated as probable serine hydrolase. The record is from RefSeq and is a predicted model, not a curated record. The coding region runs from base 36 to 977 and encodes 313 amino acids. Lineage: Eukaryota; Metazoa; Arthropoda; Insecta; Lepidoptera; Pyralidae. The transcript has 3 exons.
AAAAAUCUUUUUCUUCGUAUUUCGUAGUGUCAAGCAUGGCGGAAACGAACGGACAUCAAGUAAAAGAGAAUUUACCUCCGGGUGUCCAAGUGGAAGAGAUCGAGAUACCAGUACCAUGGGGUCACGUAUCUGGACGAUGGUGGGGGCCUACAGACCAACAACCACUGAUAGCUAUCCAUGGCUGGCAAGACAAUGCUGGCACAUGGGAUAAUCUGAUCCCCCUUUUGCCCAUCAACACAUCUGUUCUCUGUUUAGAUCUGCCUGGACAUGGUUUGUCCACAUACUAUCCAAAAGGUAUGUCGUAUUAUAUUUUCUGGGAUGGAAUCGUGCUGUUGCGAAGGAUUGUCAAACAUUUCAAAUGGAAGAAAAUCUCUUUGUUGGGUCACUCCCUCGGUGGUGCUCUAAGCUUCAUGUAUGCAGCAGCAUUCCCCGAUGAUGUUGACAGAAUUAUUUGCAUUGAUAUAGCUAGUCCAGCAGUAAGAGAGCCUGCACACAUGGUAAAGACUACAGGUGGAGGGAUAGAUAAAGUGUUGCAAUAUGAAAAUUUGACUGAUGAUCAACUACCUUGCUAUCAAUAUGAUGAGAUGAUUGAUAUAGUUGUUGAAGCUUACCAAGGAUCUGUCUCAAAAGAGAAUUGCAAAGUUUUGAUGAAGAGAGGCAUGACACCGACUCCUCCAGAGAGCAAGAAAGAAGGUUAUUACUUCAAAAGAGACCCCAGACUAAAAGUAUCGGGGCUCGCUAUGAUGUCAAUUGAAACGGCGUUAGAAUACGCAAGUAAGGUAAAAUGCAAAGUUUUGAACAUAAGGGCAUUGCCUGGUCAGAAAUGGGAGAGGCUGGAUUAUUAUACAAGUGUGAUAGACAAACUGAAGGAGGUGACAGAUGUCAAGUAUGUAGAAGUAGAAGGUACUCACCACAUACAAUUAGAAUCACCAGAUAAAAUAGUCAAUAUCAUUGAAGAAUUUCUAGAAGAUUAUUAAUUUAUGCACAUAUUAGGUAAUGUAGUUGUGAUAUGCAUACUAAUGUA